AUGCUGCGCUACCUGCUCAAAACGCUACUGCAGCUGAACUUGUUUGCGGACUCGCUGUCCGCCGACGUCUCCAACUCCAGCGAGCUGCUCUUGGGCGGCUUCAACUCCUCGCAGGUGGCCCUCAACCACAGCCUGCUGCCUUCGGGCGACCCUCCUCUCAACGGAACAAGAUUGGACCCGGAGGACGCCAUGCCGCGCAUUGUGGAGCAGCCACCGGAUCUGCUGGUGUCCCGCGGCGAGCCGGCCACGCUACCCUGUCGCGCCGAGGGCCGCCCGCGCCCCCAUAUCGAGUGGUACAAGAACGGGGCACGAGUGGCCACAGCGCGCGAGGACCCGCGCGCGCACCGCUUGCUGCUGCCCAGCGGUGCCCUCUUCUUCCCGCGCAUCGUGCACGGACGCCGCGCGCGGCCCGACGAGGGCGUCUACACCUGCGUGGCGCGCAAUUACCUGGGGGCAGCGGCCAGCAGAAACGCCUCUCUCGAAGUGGCAGUCCUCCGCGACGAUUUCCGACAGUCUCCGGGAAACGUGGUGGUGGCCAUCGGGGAGCCAGCGGUAAUGGAAUGCGUCCCUCCUCGAGGCCACCCGGAGCCUUCUGUGACCUGGAAGAGGGACGGCACAAGACUUAGAGAGGAGGAGGGCAGAAUCACGAUCCGCGGAGGGAAGCUGAUGAUGUCACAUACACUCAAGAGCGAUGCGGGGAUGUAUGUGUGUGUGGCCUCCAACAUGGCAGGAGAGCGCGAGAGUGGGGCUGCUGAACUUGUGGUACUGGAGCGUCCCUCAUUCCUGCGCAGACCAGUGAAUCAGGUGGUCCUGGCUGAUGCCCCUGUGACUUUCCUAUGUGAGGUGCAGGGGGACCCCCAGCCUCACCUCCGCUGGCGCAAGGAGGAUGGGGAACUGCCCACAGGCAGGUAUGAGAUCCGGAGUGACUCCAGCCUUUGGAUCGGGCGCACGAGUGCUGAGGAUGAAGGUACUUACACCUGUGUGGCUGAGAACAGCGUGGGCCGAGUGGAAGCUUCCGGCUCCCUCAGCGUUCACGUCCCACCCCAGUUGGUGACCCAGCCCCAGGAUCAGAGGGUGGCUCUUGGAGACAACGUGACUUUCCAGUGUGAGACCAGAGGAAACCCCCCACCUGCUGUCUUCUGGCAGAAGGAGGGGAGUCAGGUCCUGCUCUUCCCCAGCCAGUCACUUCAGCCAAGGGGGCGCUUCUCUGUCUCUCCAGGAGGCCAGCUCAACAUCACUGAAGUGCAGAGUGGCGAUGCUGGUUAUUACGUGUGCCAGGCUGUCAGUGUGGCUGGCAGCAUUGUGGCCAAGGCCCUCCUGCAGAUUAAAGGAGCCUCCCAGGGCAGGCUGCCUCCCAUCAUCCUUCAAGGACCAGCCAACCAGACACUGGCACUUGGCACUUCUGUGUGGCUGCCAUGCAGAGUGACUGGGAGCCCUCAGCCCAGUAUCCGGUGGAAGAAGGAUGGGCAGUGGCUGCAGAGAAAUGACCUCCAGCUCAACCUUUUGGCCAAUGGCUCUUUGUACAUUGCCAACUUGCAGGAGAUGGACACAGGUUUCUACAGUUGUGUGGCCAAGAGCUCCAUAGGGGAGGCCACGUGGAGUGGCUGGCUUAGGAAGCGGGAAGACUGGGGAGUGUCCCCGGAUCCCCCUGUAGAACCCAGUAUUCCUCCGGGACCUCCCUCACAGCCAGUGGUCACUGAGAUCACCAAGAACAGCAUCACCCUGACUUGGAAGCACAGCCAGCAGGCUGGGGCUACAGCCACCUCUUACAUGAUAGAGGCCUUCAGCCAAGCAGCUGGCAGCACAUGGCGGACAGUGGCAGAGGGUGUGCAGCUGGAGACGCACACUGUCGGAGGCUUGAAGCCCAAUACCAUCUACCUGUUUCUAGUGCGAGCCGUGGGGGCCUGGGGCCUCAGCGAUCCCAGCCCUGUCUCUGAGCCAGUGCGCACCCAAGACAGCAGCCUGUCAGAGCCAGGGGAGGACCCCUGGGGAGGUCAGCAGGGGCUGGCUGAAGUGGCUGUGCAUAUGCAGGAGCCCAUAGUUCUGGAGCCGCGGACCCUGCAGGUGUCCUGGACUGUGGAUGGCUCAGUCCAGCUGGUGCAAGGGUUCCGAGUGUCUUGGAGGGUAGCAGACCCUGAUGGGGGAAGCUGGACCGUGCUGGACCUACAGUCCUCGAGCCAGCAAAGUGCAGUGUUGAGAGGACUGCCCCCAGGUUCCCACAUCCAGGUCAAGGUGCAAGCCCAAGGCCUGGAGGGGCUGGGCCCUGAGAGUCCCUCUGUGACAAAGCGCAUUCCUGAGGAGGCCCCCAGUGGUCCCCCCCAGGGAGUGGCAGUGGCCUUGGGGGGUGAUGGCAACAGCAGUGUCACUGUGUCCUGGGAACCUCCACUCCCCUCCCAGCAAAAUGGGGUCAUCACAGAAUACCAGAUCUGGUGCCUGGGCAACGACAGCCGCUUCCACCUGAACCGGUCUGCCGCAGGCUGGGCGCGCUCGGUGACGCUCCGAGGAUUGCGGCCCGGGCUCCUCUACCGGACUCGGGUCGCGGCGGCCACCAGCGCCGGCGUAGGCGUGGCCAGCGCCCCGGUGUCGGUGCAGCUGCCGUCCCCGCCGGGACUGGAGCCGGGACUCGAGGUGGGCUCAGGGCUGGCCCAACGGCUGGCCAAGGUGCUGCGGGAGCCGGCCUUUCUGGCGGGCGGUGGCGCGGCCUGCGGGGCGCUGCUGCUCGGCCUCUGCGCCGCCCUCUACCGGCGCCGGAAGCAGCGCAAAGAGCUCAGUCACUACACGGCCUCCUUUGCCUUCACACCUGCAGUGUCCUUCCCACACUCAGAGGGCCUCUCUGGAGCCAGUUCCAGGCCACCCGUGGGACUUGGGCCUGCCUCCUAUCCGUGGCUGGCCGACUCAUGGCCUCACCCAUCACGAAGCCCCUCAGCCCAGGAACCCCGGGGAGGCAGCUGCCCAGACCCAGAAGACAGAUACUACAAUGAAGCAGGAAUCUCCCUGUACCUGGCCCAGACGGCUCGGGGCACCGGCACCACUGCUGGCGAGGGGCCUGUCUACAGUACCAUUGACCCAGCUGGGGAGGAGUUACAGACCUUCCACGGAGGCUUCCCCCAGCAUCCCUCAGGGGAUCCAGGCACCUGGAGCCAGUAUGCACCCCCAGAAUGGAGUCAGGGCGACAGUGGAGCCAGGGGAGGCAAAGUGAAGCUUCUACCAAGACCAGUGCAGGUGCCCUCCCUGAACUGGCCUGAAGCCCUGCCUCCACCUCCCCCUUCCUGUGACCUGGGCUGCCCAGAGGAGCCUGAGGAGGGGCUGGACGGGUAAGGCUCAGAGCCAGAAGAGUGGGGCCCACCUAUGCCCGAGAGAAGUCACCUGGCUGAGCCCAGCGCCAGUGAAGGGUGCCUGGUUGCUCCAUCCCGAGGAGAAACCCCCUCUCCCACACCCUCCUUCGGAGAGCACUCCACAGCCACCCUCACCCCCUCACCUCCAGACCCGCCCCAGCCCCCCACUGACAUUCCCCACCUUCAUCAGAUGCCAAGGAGGGUGCCGCUGGGGCCCAGUUCCCCUCUCAGCGUAUCCCAGCCGGCUCUGAGCAGCCAUGAAGGGAGGCCUGCUGGCCUGGGACCUGGCCCCACGGCCUCCCACCACCUCAGCCCCAGCCCUGCCCCGAGCACAGCCAGCAGUGCCCCAGGGAGAAGCCGGCAGGUGCCUGGGGAGAAAACGCCCCCAGUUCAAGGAUCCCGUGCCCGGAUCCGGAAGAAGUUCAAGGCUCUUCCCUACAGGAGAGAGCACAGUCCUGGGGACCUGCCCCCACCGCCCCUGCCACCCCCAGAGGGGGAGUCAAGCUGGGCCCUAGGUCUGAGAGCAAUGGACAGCACAUCCUCCCUGGAGCUGGAGCGCAGUGGAGAGAGGAGAACAGCACAGGUGGUGCCCCUGGCAGCACAGCGGGGGCCUCACCUGGAUGAUGAGGCCUGGCUCCCAUACAGCAGACCGAGCUUCCUGUCCCGGGGCCAGGGUACCAGCACCUGUUCCACAGCCGGCAGCACCUCUUCCCGGGGCUCCAACAGCUCUCGGGGCUCCCGCGGCCCUGGCCGGAGCCGCAGCCACAGCCGCAGCCAGAAUCAAAGACCGGGACAGAAACGCCGAGAGGUGGGGGUGCUGGAGACCCCAGGCCAGGGAGAGCAGUGA
Messenger RNA from Ochotona princeps (American pika), 4182 nucleotides. It is a transcript of the gene ROBO3, whose product is annotated as roundabout guidance receptor 3. Gene Ontology annotation, cellular component: plasma membrane; axon. The transcript is spliced from 27 exons. Gene Ontology annotation, molecular function: protein binding. The record is from RefSeq and is a predicted model, not a curated record. Gene Ontology annotation, biological process: cell-cell adhesion; axon guidance. NCBI's taxonomy places the organism in Eukaryota, Metazoa, Chordata, Mammalia, Lagomorpha, Ochotonidae.